AUGCUCCUCCUCGUCGUCCUGCUGCUCCUCGUCCUGCCCCUCUACGGCAUCUACUGCGUCUACAAGCCGCCGCGCUUCCUCAUCGGCUACCUGCGCGGCAAGUUCCCCGACGUGCUCUUCGAGGUGCCCGUCGCCGAGCGCAUCAUUGCCCUGUCCAUUGACGACGCCCCCUCGGCGUACACCGACGACAUCAUGCAGGUCCUCGCCGAGAACGACGCCCACGCCACCUUUUUUGUCAUCGGCCAGCAGGUGGACGGCAGGGAGCACACGCUGCGCAAGCUCGUCGCCCAGGGCCACGAGCUCGGCAACCACGGCAUGCGCGACGAGCCCGCCAGCCGGCUUAGCAACGACGAGCUCGAGCGCCAGGUCAACGAGGUCAAGGCCAUGCUCGUGGCCGCCUACGAGGCCGAGGGCAAGAUCCUGCCCAACAACUACUUCCGGCCGGGGUCCGGCUGGUUCAACCACCGCAUGCGCGACCUGCUGGGCAACCGCGGCUUUCGCAUCGUCCUGGGGAGCAUAUACCCGCACGACCCCCAGAUCCCGCGCCCGACGGUCAACGCGAAGCAUAUCCUCAGCAUGGCGCAUCCCGGAGCCAUCAUCAUCUGCCAUGACCGGAGGAGCUGGACGGCCCCGAUGCUGCGGAUAGUGUUGCCGGAGCUGAGGCGUCAGGGAUACAGAAUCGUCACCAUUACGGACCUUGUCAAGUCGGCUGAGCCGCUGGGGGGUAGAUGA
This is a messenger RNA of Trichoderma reesei QM6a, 732 nucleotides long. RefSeq names its product carbohydrate esterase family 4. Lineage: Eukaryota; Fungi; Ascomycota; Sordariomycetes; Hypocreales; Hypocreaceae. The coding region runs from base 1 to 732 and encodes 243 amino acids. The transcript has a single exon. Gene Ontology annotation, molecular function: hydrolase activity, acting on carbon-nitrogen (but not peptide) bonds. Gene Ontology annotation, biological process: carbohydrate metabolic process. Gene Ontology annotation, cellular component: membrane. The record is from RefSeq and is a predicted model, not a curated record.